CCUCCGCAGCCUCCCCAGCCGGGGCAUUUCUCGGUGCUCUCUCGCGGUGUCGCCUCCGUUUCCCGGCCGGCUCCCGCCGCCGGAGGCUCGGCCGGGUCGCGGCCCUCGGGGCAGCGCCGCUCCCGGGCCGCCAUGAGCGCCGCGGGCCCCGGGCCCGGCCCCGAGCCCGGCCCGCAGCACGGGCACCCCGGGCCCGGCCCGGCCCGGCCCGACAGCCCGCAGGAGGAGUUCGACUUCUCCAUCCUCUUCGACUACGACUACCUGAAGCCGAUCGAAGAAGAACCGACUCCACAUAAAACCAACAGCCCACCCUCUGGAGUUACAUACGCUCAUGAUGUCCUGGACUGUGGCCUCAAGCCAUGCCCCCUGCCUUUUGCUAGCCUUUCUGCAGAUCCCAUGGGCAGAUACGGACAGCCAGAUAGCAUAGGGCCGCCACCUACACACCCUGCCAGCGCCGCAGGGGCCUCUGCUCCGAGCCCUAGGAUUGAAAUAACUCCAUAUCACGAACUGAUUCACUCGGGGGGUCCCUUCCGCGGCAGAGACACAGAUGUUCUGUUGGCAGAACAUCAGCCAAACUCAGCCACCACUAGCCCGAGGGUUACCCUGCCCGUCCCUGGCUUUGAGGGCUACAGAGAACCACUGUGUCUGAGCCCAGCCAGUAGCGGCUCCUCCGCAAGUUUCAUUUCAGAGACAAAUGUAUCUCCUUGCACCUCACCAUGUGUUUCACCAAAUAAUGGGCCUAGUGAUGACCUUUGUCCACAGUUUCAAAACAUCCAUACUCAUUAUUCUCCUAGAACCUCUCCAAUAAUGUCACCACGAACAAGCAUCACGGAGGAAGCCUGCUUGGGACGCCACUCACCAUCACCCUGUCCCAACUCAAGGUCCUCGUCACCGGGUGCAAAGCGGAGGUUCUCUUGCACCGGGCUCUACAGCAGCCAGCUGCCCUCCAGCUCUCCCCGGCCCUCACGGACCCCCUCUCCUCAGCCCUCUCCUCGCGGCCCCCUGAGAGAGGACAGCUCUGCAGUCACUUACACGCAGCUGGCCAGCGCUCCCCUUUCCAUGGAUGCUAUGAGCAGCCUUCCCACCGAUCCCUCCUGCGGCGUCCCCACGAAAAUCUGGAAAACCAGCCCCGACCCUUCCUCCAUGUCUUCCCACAAAAACAGCAUUCCGUGCCACGUCUUUCAGACUGUUGACUUCCACGGGCCCUGCGAGCAGGAGGACAGGAGGAACUCGGCUCCAGAAUCCAUUCUGCUGGUUCCUCCAUCCUGGACAAAGCAGCUGGUGCCUGCAAUACCCAUCUGCAGCUUGCCCGUGCAGUCCCUGCCUCCCCUGGAGUGGCCCCUGUGCAGCCAGUCGGGCUCCUACGAGCUGCGCAUCGAGGUGCAGCCCAAGCCCCACCACCGCGCACACUACGAGACCGAGGGCAGCCGCGGCGCCGUCAAGGCUCCCACCGGCGGCCACCCCGUGGUCCAGCUGCACGGGUACAUGGAGAACAAACCCCUGGGGCUGCAGAUCUUCAUCGGCACGGCGGACGAGCGCAUCCUGAAGCCCCACGCCUUCUACCAGGUCCAUCGCAUCACGGGCAAGACCGUCACCACCACCAGCUACGAGAAGAUCAUUGGCAACACCAAAGUGCUGGAGAUCCCCCUGGAACCCAAAAACAACAUGAAGGCAACCAUCGACUGCGCGGGGAUCCUGAAGCUGCGCAACGCGGACAUCGAGCUGCGCAAGGGCGAGACCGACAUCGGCCGCAAGAACACGCGGGUGCGCCUGGUGUUCCGCGUGCACAUCCCCGAGCCCAGCGGCAGGAUCGUGUCCCUGCAGGCGGCCUCCAACCCCAUCGAGUGCUCCCAAAGGUCUGCUCAUGAGCUUCCAAUGGUUGAAAGACAAGACAUUGACAGCUGCCUGGUUUAUGGAGGACAGCAGAUGAUCCUCACUGGACAGAAUUUCACAGCAGAGUCCAAGGUGGUGUUCACAGAAAAAACAUCAGAUGGGCAGCAGAUCUGGGAAAUGGAGGCAACAGUGGACAAAGACAAGAGCCAGCCCAGCAUGCUUUUUGUGGAAAUACCCGAGUACAGGAACAAGCACAUCCGCACGGCCGUGAAGGUGAAUUUCUAUGUCAUCAAUGGCAAAAGGAAAAGAAGCCAGCCCCAGCACUUCACCUAUCACCCAGUACCAUCCAUCAAAACAGAGCCCAUUGAUGACUAUGAUCCAGCCCUAAUCUGCAGUGCAGUGCACAGUGCUCUGGGGACUGUAACACAGCCUUACUAUUCACAGCACACAAUGGCCACCGAGUCCCCUUCCUGCCUGGUGGCCACCAUGGCUCCUUGCCAGCAGCUGCGCUCGGGCCUCUCCUCUCCCGACUCGCGGUACCAGCAGCAGAGCCCGGCCGUCAUUUACCAAAGGAGCAAGAGCCUGAGCCCCAGCCAGCUGGGCUACCAGCAGCCGGGCCUGGUGGCCGCUGCCGUGGCGGACGCCCACCGCUCGGUGCUGGUGCACGCCGCGUCCCCGGCGCAGAGCGCGGCCGUGCUGCAGCCCUCCCCGGGCCAGCAGCAGCAGCAGCCUGCCCCCGUCAUCCACUACUCGCCAACCAGCCAGCAGCUGAGGUGUGGCAGCCACCAGGAGUUCCAGCACAUCAUGUGCUGUGAGAAUUUCCCCGCCGGCGCGGCCAGGCCCCAGGCCAGCCCGGCGCAGAGGCUCAGCCCCGGCUCCUACCCCGGCGUCAUCCAGCAGCAGGCGGCCCCGGGCCCGCGGGCGGCCAAGAACGGGCCGGGCAGCGAGCAGAAGGACGUGCUGCCCGCAGGAGUGACCAUCAAGCAGGAGCAGAACCUGGACCAGGCCUACCUGGACGAUGUUAACGAAAUUAUCAGGAAGGAAUUUUCUGGACUCCCUGCCAGAAGUCAGACAUAGAAGAAGAGAUUUGUGAGACAACUUUUACCGAAUCCUUCCACAAGUGACCUCUUAGACCCUUCCAGUGCCCCUGCAGCCUCUGGCUUCCUUUGCAGUUCAUCUCCGGGCAGAGACUCAGCGCAAGGAACAAUGAAUUGGCACCAAGCGACAGCCUUGGCUGAGCCCCUGGCCACCCCUGAGUGCAAACAGCACGGAGGACACCCUUCCUUCCAUCCAGAGACCACAUUGUUCUCCUGGAACAGAGCAUCUGUCUGAGGAAACACUCCAAGCCUGCUGCAAGCCAUCUGUCCGUGCGUCCGUCCGUCCACGGGGACAGGAGCUGCCCCUGGGCUGGCUCAGAGCUGGGGGGACACUGGGGGUGGGCAAAGGGGAACACAGAGUAAUAUAUUCCACGGGAGAGCAGCACCAUCCUGCAGGUCACUAACAGUGAUCUGCCCUCCUGAGAAAUGGUAUUAUUGUGGGAAACUGAGGCAGCCAAGCUCGCUCAGCCUUCAUCCAAUCCAGGAUCAAAAGCCAGUUUGCUCUGAGCACUGUGUUGGUAUUUCAAAUGGGAGAUCCCAGCUGAAUCCAGGAGUUUCCUUCAUUUUUCUCAUCAGACUGGAUGGGAAUUUGAAGGAGAGGGAUUCUCAUAACCAACCAGUGAAAAGAGCAAUUCAGCAGUUCACCUGCCCCAAGGUAAACUAAUCCCAGGUAAAACAGAGAUUAAUAUAUAGGAGUUACAGUAAAUCCAAAGAUUUUAUGAUUGUUCCUUAUUAGUAUUUAGGCAGUGUAUGAACACAUCUUAGAUAUUUUCUCUCUAACAAAUUGUUGCUGUUUCUUUUCAUGUAGAACCUGCUCUUGGCUCAUUACUUGUCUCAUUUAGCAGCUGGAACAUUUACUCACCCAAGCUGCAGAGGAAAAUAAUUGCAUCUUACAGAAGCCAUACAUUCCAGAGAAAAUAGACACUUAUUUAUAUUCACCUGGCCUCUUUAGCUUUGCACAGCUAGCAGCAAUUCCUGGAAAGGUUCCAUUUCCAUGGGAGUUAGUAUUUUGUUAUAUUUUGCUUCGUGUGUUAGAAUAUCCUGUCCUGACUCCUGCUUAGCACAUCCCAGGUAACCACUGCCACCUGCAGUUGUACAAGUUAGAAUAUUUAGGGGAGUCAGGGAUAAAAAGGCUUCUGAGUGGGUAAUCAGUGUACAGUAAAAGAUAGCCAUAAUAUUUUAGGAAUUACAUAGUAAUCUUUCCUGGUUUUAUAAAUAAGGAAUGCUGGUAUUUUCAGCAAUGCAGAGCCUGAGCUCUGCUCUAGAAAGCAGAGUGAAACGAAUCCAGUUUUCAGUUGUGUCCCAGUAAACUUGGCAGAAUACCAGCUCACAGCAGGAAUGAGGGGAUGGGAAUACAGCAGAGCAGCCUCAAAAUUGGUUCCCCAGUGUCUCAAGAAAGAUUUUGCACAAUCCCUGCAGAGCACGUGCUUGGUCCAACAAAAAUCUCUUCAGGACUAUCAGGAAGAAUGUUUUUUCUGCCACUGAAAACCGGUGCUUAAACUCUGCAAGGUCUUGGGGUUUAGAGUGGGAGACAGAAGCAUUAGGUUCUUCAGAACCCCUGACCUGGGGCUCAGCUAAAAUUUGGCUCUUGAACAGAAAUCUGAAUUUCACAGGAGCAGCUCUGAACUCCAGAUUCAGCCCAGCUCAGAUCCAGAACCAGAGCAGAGCCCUGCACAUCCCACCCUGGCUUUUAUGGCACACUUGGCUUCUAUUCCUGCUUUGUGGGGUUCAGAUCUUUCCCCCAAAAGGAGUUCCUGUAUCCCAGCACCCAGAACUCCUGGGGGGCAUCACUCUGCUGCUCUCCUCGAGCUCUGCCCCUCAGCCUGGGCCUGCAGAGGUGAAAAUGGCCUUUUUUCACUGCUGAUUUUACAGAACCAAAAGUGAGGCCCAGCCUUGCUGGAGAGGGGAAUUCCUGUUAGACAGCACUCAGCAGGACCCACUGGCUCACACGCCUCAAAAAGCUAUUUUGGAUUGUUAAAAGCUGUCAGUGGGCCAGAAGCUGACACAUAUUAAGGGGUUUUUAGUGCAGUCUGAUGAAUUAGACAAUUUUGACAUAUUCUAAAGGCCAGAAGUUGCCUUGUCAGAAGUUCUUUGAUACAGCUGAGUGAAAGAACAGACCAAAUGCAUCUCCCAGUUUCACACUUGGAUGUAUCAAAGGUUUUCCAUGAUCCAACCUGUAAAGUAUAGAAGAAAUUUUAAAAACAACCCAGAAACCCAUCCACAGGAAAAAAAAAAAAAAAUCCUCAGAUUACUGGCAGAACCUUCUCUUUUGCUGGAUUUUAAAAAGGAGCUCAAAGAAGCCCAGGAAGGUCUUUUCAGAUCUGUGAUGUGCUGCUGCUGCUGCUCUGGUGAUUGUCUGCUCAUCAAUUUAGGAGAAUCAUUUUUUGCAUAUUUAUUUUUAGAUGAUAUCAAUUUAGAAAAAGGGCAAAGUAAAAUCUAGUGCUGGAUCUGAGCAAAGAACAAGGCCAGUGUCUGAGUUCUGCCUUCGAGAUUGUUGAGGCUGAAAUGUCCUUUUAAUAAGAAGUUAACCCCUAAAAGGAAGGAGUAGCUGCAAGCUUGGGUUUGGAGCAAAGGCUGUUCAGGGCCAGGGGGAGCCAGGCAGGCACAGCCCUGCUGCACCAGGAGACCUCUGCAGCCCAAAUAAACGAGAUUUCUGCUCUG
Messenger RNA from Taeniopygia guttata (zebra finch), 5591 nucleotides. It is a transcript of the gene NFATC2, whose product is annotated as nuclear factor of activated T cells 2. Gene Ontology annotation, cellular component: transcription regulator complex. The record is from RefSeq and is a predicted model, not a curated record. Gene Ontology annotation, molecular function: DNA-binding transcription factor activity, RNA polymerase II-specific; RNA polymerase II cis-regulatory region sequence-specific DNA binding; transcription factor binding. NCBI's taxonomy places the organism in Eukaryota, Metazoa, Chordata, Aves, Passeriformes, Estrildidae. Gene Ontology annotation, biological process: calcineurin-NFAT signaling cascade; regulation of transcription by RNA polymerase II; cytokine production.